Diabrotica virgifera virgifera (western corn rootworm) is the source of this 1695-nucleotide messenger RNA. RefSeq names its product sterol O-acyltransferase 1-like. The transcript is spliced from 8 exons. Gene Ontology annotation, biological process: cholesterol metabolic process. The record is from RefSeq and is a predicted model, not a curated record. The coding region runs from base 195 to 1565 and encodes 456 amino acids. Gene Ontology annotation, cellular component: endoplasmic reticulum membrane. Lineage: Eukaryota; Metazoa; Arthropoda; Insecta; Coleoptera; Chrysomelidae.
CCUUUGUCACAAUUAUUUCGAUAAUGUAAGGAUUCUAUUGAUUAACGGAUGAAUUUAUUAUUUCAAGUUUACCAAUAAAUCGAAUACCACGUGCCAAUUUUCUUGGACCUAGUUAAUUUAUUGUUAGGUACAGUGUUAAGUAGAUAUAGUAGUAUUUACAGUUUGUGAAGAUACACAAAUUAUCUUGCCACACAAUGUAUCACAGAGGAAAAGAAAAAGAAACCGGUAACAAGGAAACAGAUGUUCCCAAUCAGAAACCAAAACAAAAUGUAAAUCAUAAACCAAAAUUACCGGAGAAGAUAUUUGAAGUAAGAAAAUCAAUUUUAACUGAGCUCUAUGAAGACAAUAUUCACACAAGAGCUAUUAUUAACUUUAUUAUUGGAUUUUCUGUAUUUAAUAUGGUUACUCUGAUAUUAAAGGACUAUGUUUAUUAUGGCAGGUUGUCGUCAGCUUUUAUUUUAAUUUUUAAUCAAUUUGCCAAACUACCUGUUACUUUUUUAAUUUGGAUAUUACUUAAUUUACUAAUAUUUGCCUGCUAUUACGUAUACUUAUUGUGGGGUAAACUUAGAAGGAAAGUUCCAAAUACAUGGUUUUGGGAUAGAAUAUGGCUCGUAGUUUUUAUUGGAUAUAUUAUUAUAAUGUUUUAUGCCACAACGAUUUUAGUUAUACAUUUAGAACUGCAGUUUGCCACAAGAUUGCUAAUUUUAUCCGAAUCGACUAGAUUACUAAUGAAAUUAUACUCAUUUGUUAGAAGUAAUGUGCCCAGAGUAACCAACACCCGUUCAUCGAAUGAUUAUGUACACAUUCCCACAUUUGGAAAGUAUUUAUAUUUUUUAUACGCACCUACCCUUAUCUACAGAGAUGAAUAUCCUAGGACUGGCCACAUUCGUUGGAGUUUUGUAUUCUACAGGCUACUGGAAGUGUUUGGAAUUAUUGUAGCUCUGGCCUUUUUGGCAGAAAAUAUUGCAAAUAUGAUUUUUAUGGACACGUGUAAACAACCAAUUACGGUUCCUCAAUUUUUGGUACUCAUUCUGCAGGGAAGUUUAAUUUCCACCGUAAUGUCAUUAUUACUAUGGUGGUUAGUUUUACAUUCUGUUCAAAACGCUGUUGGAGAGAUGCUCACAUUUGGAGAUAGAUUGUUUCAUUCAGAUUGGUGGAAUUGCAUUGAAAUGCCAGAGUAUUAUAGAAAAUGGAAUAUUGUUGUUGGAGACUGGCUGUACACUUACGUCCAUAAAGAUAUUAUAGAAUACUUUAAUCCAAGAAUGAAAUUGAUACCAAAAGUUGCGACAAUUAUGUUAUCAGCAUUGAUGCAUGAGUAUAUAAUCACGGGGUCUACAGGUUUCUUCUGUCCUAUCGUUACAGCCAUGAUGUUAGUUUCUAUUUGCGUUUCUAAUAUUAAAGUGACAAAUAAAGGUUUUAACAGACUCUUAAUUAUAAUACUGUAUCCUUUGGGACCUGGCACAAUCGGCACUUUUGGAUUCGUAGAGUAUUAUUCCAGGCAAAAUAUUCCCGAUACUGAUACUCUUUCUGUAUUUUGGUCUAAUAACUGUGUAACUUUUAAAUAAAUGUUUUCGUUGUCUACUACAGAUGUUACUAAAAAUUUCAAUUGUACUCUCAUAAAAUAAAACAAUCUCAUUUUGUACCGAAAAACUUGUUUUUAACAUUUUAUUUGUAAAAAUAUACGUUAUCAAAAUA